CCCGGUCCCUCCUUUAUCUCCCUUUUGGAUGGCUUUGGGAGGGGUGCCAGUCGACAACACAUGCUCUCCCAUGGAGCUGCCAAGGAGGCCCGCUGGGGAUCCUCGUGUCUGCCCAGGUAAGGGAGAGCUGUCUGCAAAGGCAGAGUGCAGGCAUGGAUCUAAAAAUAAAGCAGUUCACAUGGAUCUGGGCAGAGUGGGAGUGAAUUAGCCAGCCUGACAUCCCUGCAGUAGAGAGCAGUUGGAGUUUUGAUGCUGAGCUGGAGACAACUGAUUCCCCCAUCCCAGAAGAUUUUGUUUCAGGUUAAAACAGCCCAAGAUGGUGCUACACCAGCCUGUGUGAGCCAAAAGCCUCUGAAUGGUGCCAUUGGGCCACAGAUGCCUCUUGAGAUGAAUCUCUGCUGGAAUGAGAUUAAAAAGAAAUCGCACAGCCUUCGGGCUCGAUUGGAAGCCUUCUCAGACCACAGCAGCAAGCUGCAGAUUCCCUUGCAGGAGAUCAUAGACUGGCUCGGCCAAAAAGAUGAGGAGCUCUCUGCCCAGCUGCCACUUCGUGGGGACGUCCUCUUGGUUCAGCAGGAGAAGGAGAGGCAUGCGGCAUUUAUGGAAGAGGUGAAGUCCCGGGGCCCCUACAUUUACUCUGUCCUGGAGUCUGCUCAGGCCUUCCUCACUCAGCAUCCAUUUGAAGAAGUGGAGGAGUCCAAUUCCGACAGCAAAGAUGUUUCCCCAAGACACCGGAUCCAGAACAUCAGUCGUUUUGUGUGGAAACAGGCCACUGUGGCCAGUGAGCUGUGGGAGAAGCUCACUGCCCGCUGCGUCGACCAGCACCGCCACAUCGAGAGGACCUUGGAGCAGCUGCUGGAGAUCAAGGCCACCAUGGAGGAGCUCAGCACAACCCUCAACCAAGCUGAAAGUGUGAGGGAGACUUGGGAGCCCAUUGGAGAUCUCUUCAUCGACUCUUUGCCAGAACAUAUCCAGGCCACCAAGUUGUUCAAAGAGGAGCUGUCCCCCAUGAAAGAUGCAGUGAAGCUUGUGAAUGACCUUGCACAUCAGUUGGCUAUCUCUGAUGUGCAUCUGUCCAUGGAGAACUCUCGUGCCCUGGAACAAAUCAACACACGUUGGAAACAGCUGCAGGUCUCCAUCAAUGACCGGUCGAAGCACCUUCAGGACGCCCACCGAGACUUUGGGCCAGGAUCACAGCACUUCCUUUCAACCUCAGUCCAAGUCCCCUGGGAACGAGCAAUUUCUCCCAAUAAGGUCCCAUACUACAUCAACCACCAGGCUCAAACAACAUGCUGGGACCAUCCCAAGAUGACUGAGUUAUACCAGACACUGGCUGACCUGAACAACAUCAAGUUUUCUGCGUAUCGCACAGCCAUGAAACUGCGCCGUGUACAGAAGGCCUUGCGAUUGGACUUGGUGACGCUACCAACAGCCUUGGAGGUCUUCAGUGAACAUGAGCUGCAGCCCAGUGACCACGUGAUGGAUGUGGUGGAGGUGAUCCACUGCCUGACCGCCCUUUACGAGCGGCUCGAGGAGGAAAGAGGCAUCCUGGUGAACGUCCCCCUCUGCGUUGACAUGACCUUGAACUGGCUGCUCAAUGUUUUCGAUAGUGGACGCAGCGGGAAGAUGCGGGCUCUCUCCUUCAAGACAGGCAUAGCAUGUCUGUGUGGCACGGAGGUGAAGGAAAAAUUUCAAUUUCUCUUCAGCCAGGUGGCAAAUGCCAGCGGACUCUGUGACCAGCGGCACCUUGGCAUCCUUCUUCACGAGGCCAUCCAGGUUCCACGGCAGCUCGGGGAGGUGGCAGCCUUUGGAGGGAGCAACGUGGAGCCCAGCGUUCGCAGCUGCUUCCGAUUUGGUAAUGGGAAACCAGCAAUUGAGGCUAUCCAGUUCCUGGAAUGGGCUAACCUGGAGCCACAGUCAAUGGUGUGGCUGGCAGUCUUGCAUCGAGUGACUAUAGCUGAACAAGUUAAACACCAGACCAAGUGCUCUGUCUGCCGACAAUGCCCAAUCAAAGGAUUCAGGUACCGAAGCCUGAAGCAAUUCAAUGUGGACAUCUGCCAGACUUGCUUCUUGACUGGGAGAGCCAGCAAAGGCAACAAGCUGCAUUAUCCCAUUAUGGAAUACUACACAAUGACCACCUCUAGUGAGAACAUGAGGGACUUUGCCACUACCCUGAAAAACAAGUUCCGGUCAAAGCAGUAUUUCAGCAAGCAUCCCCAAAGAGGGUACCUGCCGGUCCAGUCUGUCCUGGAGGCAGAUUUCAUUGAAACGCCAGCCUCCUCUCCAAUGUUACCUCAUGCAGAUACUCACUCUCGGAUAGAACACUUCGCCAGCAGGCUUGCAGAGAUGGAAAGCCAGAAUUCCUCCUUUUACAACGACAGCCUUUCUCCGGAUGACAGCCUCUCUGUCCACAACAGGGAUGAGGACCAGUACCUUUUGCGCCACUCCAGCCCUAUUACAGACAGAGAACCAGUCAGUAGUCAGCAGCCCCAGGACGGCACCAACACAGACGACAAAGGGGAACUGGAGAGAAUCUUGGCGCACCUGGAGGAUGAAAACAGGGUUCUCCAGGGGGAGCUGAAGCGUCUGAAAUGGCAGCACGAGGAGGCAGCGGAGUCGGCAGAAGGAACUCCAGAAUCAGCACAGGAUCCACACAACGAAGAGCUGCUGGCAGAGGCCCGGAUCCUUCGACAGCACAAAAGCCGCCUGGAGACGCGGAUGCAGAUCUUGGAGGACCACAACAAACAAUUAGAAUCUCAGCUGCAGCGUCUGAGAGAGCUGCUUCUGCAGCCUGGAGCAGAUUCCAAAGGGGAUGGCUCUACAGCCUCAUCCUUGGCUUCCUCUCCCCAUCCAUCAGAGGAGGGUCAGACCAGAGGAAAAGGCCCUGGCACUCCAAACACGGAAACUGCAGAUGAGGUGGAGGUGAGUACUCAGGACGUCAGUCUGUGUCUGGAGGAUAUCAUGGAGAAGCUUCGGAAUGCUUUUCCCAACACUGGAGGGCAAAGACCACACCCCCUGGCCUUCCUGAAGAAGUCUCUCAAGUUCUCCUAGAUGACUUGUUCAAAGCUGACCGUGGGCAUCAGCUGGUAUUAGCUAUUGUGUUGCUGCUGGUCUGGCUGCUUACGGCAUUGAUGUCUGGCAUACCAAACCUGUAUAACCUAGCCUUACUGCUUUUGCCAGUGUGUCCGUUUUUAUUUGAUGGGCAUAACCAUUGGCCUCCCUUUCCCCCCCUCACAGUGGCAUAAUAGGCCUAAGGCUUUCUUCACCUCUUAUAUCUUAUAUUACUGAGAAAUAUAUCUCAGGGAAAUCGCUAAUGAAAGAGAACAUAAAGAUUUCGUGGCUCAACGUGUUGUGUCAUUGACAAACUUGUUUUAAGAAUUAAUAAAACCCAUGCAUUCUUUCCAAGCAGAGGUCCGCACUUAAAUGCUCUGCAUCCAAGUGGGGGUUUUUUUUGCUCUGAGAUUUCUCCUUCCAGAACCGGCUCUUUAAAACUGAAGCAGAGAAAAUUUAGGUUUCCCGCAGAUUGACAUUUGCCCUGAUUGAACUUUAAAGAGUUUUCACAGAGACAGCUCUGGAGCAAAAAAACACCACGGAGCUUUAAAUCACGGACCGGGCCUGGAAAGAGCAGAGGAAAAGUAAGUGUGGAUAGCUGCAAGACACUGGCUGCAUACACACACUAUACAUUCGAAGACAUUCUCCCCUAAACCGCCCUGGGAACUGUAGUUCACCCUUCACAGAGCUACAAUUUCCAGCACCCUUAUCAAACUACAGUCCCCAGGAUUCUGUUUAGGGUGGGUAAAUAUAUAUAUGGUGUGCUUUAAAUAUAUGGUGUGUAUGCAGCCAUAGUUUGAGUGUAAAGAUUUAAUAUUUCCUCAGUAUGGCUUUUCCCCCAGCCUCUGAAACCCUGUAGAAUUGCUGCAAACGUAAUGAACAGGGUGGAAACUCUGCUCCUCAUCACUUUGACAGGCGGGCAGAGUUGCCAAAUUGUCAAUCGCCUGACAUUGCCAGGUGUCAGGUGGCCCAAGUUCAAAGGAAAGAAUGGUUUCUUUUCUUCCAAUGCACCCAGGCUUAAACUCAAAAGAAAAUGCCCACUGAACAGGAUGUGGGACACAAUCAGCUGAGCUCUGGUGCAGAACCAGUCCUAGAAGGACUAACAGUGUGUUGCCGACAGGGAGGGUGAAGAAAGGCUCUUGCAUUCCUCCUGUCAUUUUGUGGGUUAAAAAAUAAAAAGGAAUGCCACUAUUUCCCUCCCUUUAAGAGAUCUAAAAAUUUGCCUGGUUUGGGGGAAUUUCAGCCGCUAAGAAAAACUCAGGAUCAUUUAGAACCAAGACAUUUCCCAGUCCUCUUCCCACUCUGGUAUGUCUCGCAAAUGCUCCAACACAAACCCCUGACUCCUACCAAGGUCAGAGCUGUGAUAUCCUUUGGGCCAGGCCAGAGUUCUCAAAAAUGGUGGGGAGGGAUGAUCCAGUACCAGAGAAAGAGAGCCAAUAUAGCCUCAUGGCCUCUAAGGUUGCAGCCUCAAAUGUCAUCUUUAUGCGACACAGUAAUAUAUAUGGAUGGGUGGAAAUCGUGGGUGGGAUGGGUGAUUUAACUAAGCUCCAUUGUGAAUAUAAUCGGAUUGUGUGCAUGCCUGCUUUUUCCUUUAAUGUUUGUCCGUAAGCCUUAUAUACUUACCAAGUAGCAUUUUGUUAAAAGUUUUUACACCUGUUGUCUUGAGAUACUAAUUUCUGUGCUAAAAAUGAAGAAGGGCCCAAAACAUUACAGGGUGGGGGAUCAACACAACUUACUAGCACUAUUAUCAAAUACAAAUUGUCUGUACAUGAUACACAUAUACACAAGCCUUUAACACUUCCACUCUCCAAACUGCCUCUGGGUAUAACUCUGAAUAUCCUUGGGCUUCUCCAGGCAACCUGUUUAUUGAACAUUCAUCCUGAUCUGUUUGUGGGGAGGUUAUACAACAAUGUGCAUUCAUCUUGAUUUGUUUGCAUGGAGGUUAUACAUCUUCCUGCCAAUUGAUCGUUGUCCCAUAUUUUUUAGUGCAUUUCCCCAUCUCUUCCCUAGCUGCAAGCAGUCCAAUAUUGAGGGUGUUUGUGUGUGUGAUAACGGUUUUGUUAAGCCAGAAUUUAAUUCAUGAAUUGCACAAACCCAGAUUUCUGGUAUGCCAGUGAAUCCCUCCUGUUUUUUUAAAAAACAAAGACACAAUCUGGAGACAAGCUUUAUAACAUGAAUCCAGCAGGCACACAUUCCACUGGAUGCGACCCUGUUUUGUUUUCUCUUUCAGGUCCAACUUCCCUUAUCUAACACCUCCUGCAAGUGAGAGGCUUUGUCUAACCAGUUCCUCAGCAGCUGCUACUCUCCCUUCCUCUCUCCUCCCCUCUGUGUGACAGACUUCACUCGGAUCCUUAAGGGGACACCCUCAGCAGAAGCUCACCAGCAUCCUUGCAGGGUUUGGCUUCCAGGAGAGCACUCCUUUGGUGUAUCUACAGAGCGUUUCCUUUGGAAGGGCAAUCCAGGGUUACGUACCCCAAAUCCAGAUGAGGUCAAAACUAGAUGCUGACACAUGUCUAGAUUCAAGGAACUCUGAAAGGAAGGAAACAAGGGCACAUGGUGGUGCCUUUCUGUGCAAACUACAAACUGACAUGAAUAGCUUCCCCCCGCCCUCUACAGUUUGUGUUGUGGACUGUCACUUUUUCUGGGCCAGUUUUGGUUGUGAGUCAGGAAAUGACCUAUAGUGGAUUUUGGCCAAGUGAAUGAUCUGUGGCCUUCACAGGAUGGUGGCUUUAUGGGGACUGGAAUUGUCUCACAGUGACCGAUAAACCAUGAAGAACCUUUAAGCUGGGAAGAAAUCCAAAACCUUUAUAGAAAAAACAAAAGAAAAGAGUUGGUAUGUUGCAAAAGGAACUUGCAAGCGCCCGGGUACCUCCGUAUCUUCUUCCAAGCUCAGUGGAAGGAGGAGACAAGGCCCAGAUUAAAUCUCAUGGUAAAAUGAGGGAGAGGAGCAGGCUUUAAAACAUAUUAUUGUUUCAAUGGCAGUAACAGCAGCCUUAUGUGAGAGAAGCUUUAUAACAGAGAGCCUUAUUGUUUUAAUUUACAUAUAUAUAUAUAUAUACAUAAUAUAUAAAUACAUAUUAUAUAUAUUGUAUUUAAGCACUGUAAUGGACUUCCUCAUGCAUUAAAUUCUAAUUCCUUGUUAUGUGUUUA
This is a messenger RNA of Zootoca vivipara (common lizard), 6198 nucleotides long. Lineage: Eukaryota; Metazoa; Chordata; Lepidosauria; Squamata; Lacertidae. The record is from RefSeq and is a predicted model, not a curated record.